CUCCCUCCCUGUGCAGUGGCCCCGCCCCUCGUCGGCCUUGCCGCUCGCUGUUGAAUCGAUUCUCUAAAAAGCAACGAGGCGAGGAACUCGGAGACCAACAACAACAACGACAAAAACAACGACGACGACAACAACAACAACGUGGGGAGACGCAUUACUGCCGUAGAGGGUGACGGCCGACAGUAACGCGGCGGCGGGGCUCAGGUGUCGUGAGGAGGAGGAGGAGUAGACGACGAUGUGUAGGAAGCGCCGAGGCGCGUACGGAUUAAAAACAACCACGGGCCGUCAUCAUCCUCAUGCCCAGGCGCUGAGACGCGGCGGCGUUUAAAGUUAUCCCGUGGUUCUCGAUCUCACCACCCCCCUCCCUCCCUCUCCUCACCACUAUUGUUGUUGUUGUUGUGACGACUACUACCACUACUAUCCGCUCUUGCGUUAUUGUCGGCCGCGUGCUCGGCCGACAAGAAGAUGUCCCUCAUGUCGCUGAAGAAGAAGAAGAAGCAGCCCAAGACGUUCAACGUUCGCGUCAACACAAUGGACGCGGACCUGGAGUUUGGUUGCGAGAUUAAAAUGAAGGGGAAGGAUCUCUUUGACCUAGUGUGCCGCACCAUUGGCCUGAGGGAAACUUGGUUCUUUGGCCUUUGCUUCAUGGUUAAAGAUACCCUCACGUGGCUGAAGAUGGAAAAGAAGGUGCUGGAGCAGGAGGUUCCCAAGGAGGAUCCCAUCUGCUUCCAGUUCCUGGCUAAAUUCUACCCAGAGUCUGUGGAUGAGGAGCUGGUGCAGGAGAUCACACAGCACCUCUUCUUCCUCCAGGUGAAGAAAAAGAUCCUGGAUGAGGAGAUAUUUUGUUCACCUGAGGCAUCUGUCCUUUUAGCUUCAUAUGCUGUACUGGCCAAGUAUGGCGAAUAUGAUCGGAGCCUGCACACUCCGGGUUUUUUGGCUCAAGAUGAGCUACUGCCAAAAAAGGUUAUCAACCAGUACCAGUUGACACAGCCCAUGUGGGAAGAAAGAAUUACAAACUGGUACAAAGGACACCAGGGCAUGACCAGAGAUGAAGCUGAAAUGGAGUAUCUUAAAAUUGCCCAAGAUCUCGAAAUGUAUGGAGUGAAUUAUUUCCCUAUCAAGGACAAAAAAGGAGUUGAUUUCUUGCUUGGGGUCGAUGCCCUGGGCCUAAAGAUCUUUGAACCCAAUGACAAGUUGCAGGCGAAGAAGUCGUUUCCGUGGAGCGGAAUCAAGAAUGUGCAGUACAGUGACAAAGAGUUUACCAUUAAGCCUCUUGACAAGACAACCGAGGUCUUCAAAUUUUACUCUUCAAAGCAGAGAGUAAACAAACUGAUCCUGCAGCUGUGUAUUGGAAACCACGACAUGUUCAUGCGACGGAGAAAAGUAGAUUCUAUGGAGGUACAACAAAUGAAGGCUCAUGCCAAAGAGGAGAAGGCACGAAAACAGCUGGAGAGGCAGAAACUCGACAGGGAAAAACAACUGAGAGAGGAUGCGGAGAGAGCCAAGGAGGAUCUAGAGAGGCGGCUGUUCCAGAUGCAGGACGAAGCUCGGCUGGCCAAUGAAGCCCUCCUGCGCUCGGAAGACACAGCGGAGCUUUUGGCAGAGAAAGCUCAGAUAGCAGAGGACGAGGCCAAACUGCUUGCUCAGAAGGCAGCCGAAGCCGAGCAAGAACUGGGACGCCUGCAGGUGACUGCACUAAAGACAGAGGAGGAGCGACGACUCACGGAGCAGAAUGCUCGUGAAACUGAGCGCAUUGCUCUACAACUUGCCAAGCAGUCUGAACGCCGGCUGAAAGAGGCAGAGCAGUUGAAACAGGAUUUGGAGGAGGCAAGGGAGUCUGAAAGGAGAGCCAAGCACAGAAUCCAGGAGCUCUCUACACCCUCCUAUCCACAGAUGCAGGGUGUGUAUCCUCACCUAGCCGGUGCGGCAGUGGUAUUGGGACCAGGGAUGCCUGCCGCAGGCCUGGACAGUGAAGGCAGGCGGCUGUCAGUAGCCAGCGACUACAAGGACUCGGACAUGAAGCGUCUCUCUAUGGAGAUUGAGCGGGAGAGGUUUGAGUACCAGGAGCGAAGCAAGAACCUGCAGGAGCAGCUGAAGGAGCUGAAGACUGAGAUAGAAGCAUUGAAGCUGGAAGAAAGUGAAAGCUUAGAGAGGGGAGAGCAUCGUUACCACACACUUACUCGGAUGUCGUUCCAGAAUGCUCACAGUGCCGGCUUCUAUGAGAGCCACUGACGGCGGCACAAGUUGGUGUCGAGCCCAGCGGAUCUGGGUGUUGACAAGCAAUUGCGCCUGUCGUCAGCAGCUUAUGGAUUGGUCAGAAGAAAAGGAGACUACUAAACUGGAGUGUGGGCCUAAAGGUCAUUUAAUAUGACCAUUGUAUUCGAAACUGUACGUGGUAUAUGUUGGUCUUGCACUACCUGUUCUUAUAUAAUCCAACAAUUUCUGGUUCAUGUGUUAUGGACAUAUGCCUUUUUAGCUCAGCACACAUUGUUUGAUAUUAUGGUACAAACUAGUGUUAAUUAUUAUUUUGAUACACAUGCUCCUGGUUCCAGAAGGGGGGUCAUGAUAUUGUUGUUCUUGAAAAUACAUGCCACAUUAGUGUCUCGUGUUGAGAUGUGGUUUGGAUAUGAAGCUGUGAUACAGUUGUCCUUGAAAUACCAGGCCAAUUAAUGAGUAGGAUGCACUGGUAAAUCCAUGAAGAGCAAAUUUAGCCCAUCUACAGCUUGAAAUGUUAUUUAUAUUACCUUUAUAUAUUAUGAAAGCCAUAUAAUUUCUAUUAAAUAUCUGUCACAUUUUCCUUGAAUUUAUUUUUGUUUUGGCUGACAAAAAUCUAGGUCACAUUUAAUGAAAAAAAUGUUGAUAAUACCACAGGAGCUUCAUCGUGGGAACUUUUUGCCAGUAUCAAAGUAUGAAAAAUAAUAGGUUUUACCCUCUCUGGCAAUAAAGUGGUUAAGAUGUUCAGACACCCAAUAGAUACCUUUUUAAAGUAUCGAAGACUGCAUAUAUUAUCCGAGUUUGUUUGCAUGUUCACCACAAGUACGUGUGGUUAAUGCAGACUUGCAUCCUUUGGUGUUUGAACAUCUUAACACCCGUUUUAUUGCCAGAAAGGGUAAAACCUCUUGGUUUUUUCACUCACAAAGCUGGCAAAACCGUUCUUUCACAAUUGUAAACAGGCUAUUCUUAGCCAUAGUAUGAUUGGCAAAAAAAUCUCAUUUGACCUGUGAUGGAAUGGCUUUUAAUUAUGUGGCCAAGGAAGAAAUCAAAGAAGUAAAAUUUUCCUUUUGAUGUCGCAGCCUGUUUUACCUUUGAAAAAAAUGUAUGACGAUACAAAGCACCACGUUGGAACGGCGUCAUAUUUGGGGUGGAGCACCCAGUUCCAACCUCACUCUAGUACUUGAUUUAUCGAAUCCAACGUAGAACAGGUUGAUCCAAGUCACUGAUUCACUCCAGUCACUUGGUGGUAGUCUUCUUUUAAUUUCUAUCGCAACUACCAUGGCUACUAGUCCCAUGAAUAUGACUCAUUGAUUCCUCCACCCAUGUUGAAGAUUCGAUCUACCUGGCUGUCUGGUCCACCUCAUCCAUGCUGUGUUCAACCAUCAUAUACUGCAGGUUAAAACAUUUAUUUUUGCUUUUUUUCUACACAAGUGGUUGACUUGGGAAUUCCCUCUCAUAGUCUUUUCCCCCCAAGUAAUUUUAACCUUGCUCAAUACAAGAAAUGUAUUGGGCAUAUCCUCCCAGGUUAUUUCAAGGACACACUGUUUUGGAAUUAAAGUACUGAAACAACAAAAUGGUAAUAUAACUAAUAGGCACUCACGUGCCUUGAGAUACAAAAUGUAUUUAGACAGUUUAUACUUCCAAAUUUUAUAGUGUUCUGUUACAAAUGUUUUUAGAAAAAAUGUGCAUUUUAACUAUACUAUUAUAACAUUGGCUACACAAAUCAUCUGUAGGGAGCAUCUGUACAGCCACUAAAUCAAUUUUGGAUUUUAUUAAUCAUUAGUCUGGACAUGUUUGUACAUUAUUUUCAUAUGUAUAUAAAAGAAAGUGUAGGAAACGUUAGAUUGAAUAUUAACAAAAAUAUUUUAAAAAGUAACAUUGAAAUUUGACAAUUGAUCCGAUCCAAUUUCACAAAAUGCAUAUGUAGCAAAUUAACUUUGGGUCGAGUCGUGAAUAUGGUGGCCUUGAUGUUAUAAACAUUGAGAAUGAAAAUAUAUCCAUUGUCUGUUUUAUAGAAUAUACCCUUGGAUUUAUUUUGAUCACUAGUUCAUUAGUGCCUGAUAUGAAAGUCCUAUUAUAUUUUUUUCUUCUGGGUUCUUUCUGUAAAGUCACGUAGAAAAAAUAAAAUCAUGUUAUAUUGUGCAACGGUUUACUAGCAGUAUACUGUAAUUUGUGUUAUUGGAACUCAUUGUUUUCUAUCACGAUUGCCACUGGCUACAAGGUAUCACCUUUUCAAUCUCAUGUCAUGGGUUUUUCUUACUUAUCACUGAUUUUACAUGCUCAUCAAUGGCAUUUUAGCUCACAUGCAUAUCCGGCACUUGCUUGCAUUGCUUAAGUAGCAUUGCUUAUUGUAACAUAGGAGAAUUAUGUUGUUAAAUGACACUACAAUGGCAGACGAGUCGCCCUACACGUUCAAAUAACUAAAUGGAUUAUUUUGCAGACAAAAGACAACCAUAAAUGGGCUUUGUGAAUCUGUGACAGCGUUGCAUAAAUACAACACACAACGGCUACAGCUUUUGGAUUGGUGUGGCUUUUCAGCUGUAUCUGGUGUAUCCUUUGGUGUGUUUCCGGUCUAUGGAAGUGUUUCUGCAGAGGUUAAGACCUCAUUGCAUUAUAAAGUAAAUAAUAGCACAUCUGUAUUUGCUAAAUUAUACAUAGCAUUUUAUUCAUGGUUAUAGUCCUGAAAAGUUUAACGAACUUGCAUUGUCUAAAACGCGACAUUAAACUUUCAUGGUUUCAUUGAUAUUAACCGUCAAAAUUUAGCAACCUAAAAAAAUAUAGACAACUGUAAAUCACACUCAGAUACUGUAGCUUUUAAGUAAAUGUAACACUAACUUCCCCUCAUAAGACAUUUCCAUCAUUUGGGGAAAAUAUGGUUACCUCUGAUUCCCAAAUAGAUGAGCUGUUUCAUGAAUCAACUGAAAAUGUGCAGCAUAUCGAAUGGAAGUCUACAUUUAUACAUUGUUCCUGCUUUUUUUUGCUUAUUCUGACUAAAACAAAAGUAAUCUACAUACAUCUAUCUUUAAUCUCAUUGUUAUAGGUGGUAUACUGAUAGAUGUGCUUCAGGUCUUGCUUGUUGUUUGCGUUCAGAAACUACCAAAGGCCUUGGAUGUUGCUGCUAGAUUUCCCAAGGUUAGUCUAGGAAGCUUGUUCUCUUGUUGCAGUGCAGUGUGGUUAAGGUGUUCAGCCAUAUGCCAGAGUUCUCGCCUGCUUGAGAAAAAUGCACCACCUUAUAAUUUUUAGAAUAGAUGCAUUUUUUUGGCAUAGCAUAACAGUGUUACGUUAUGGAACAGUCGUUUUAGUUUCCAGUGAGAGUUUCAAAUCCGUAAUUUUUCCGGGUGCACUGAACUCCCUCGUGAACCUUGCUCCAAUUAAUCUUGUCAAAUGCAUCCGGAACCAGAAACUAUUACACCUGGUUUUUGCACAUGAGAUGAUGUUUCAUAUUGUAGUGUUGAAUGUACAUAAAGCUGAAGUUGGCACUGCUUUGGAGAAUGCAUAUUUGAAUUUUAAAGCUGAAAACAUCACUUGUUAUGAGGUUUAAAAAAAAAAACUUGCCUAAUCCUUUCCAUCGGAAGGGAAACUUUCAAGUAUAAUUAUGGUGAAAGGAUUACGUUAUUUAGUGAGGUAGCAGUGUACUGUAAAAUUAAACUAAAUUCAUUGAUUUAUCAACCAAUAGUUUUAAAGUAAGUUAUUAGUGGCAAGGUUUGAUUUGACAUUUACAAAUAAUGCUUUGCCAUGUUUUGCUGCUAUAUGAUAUGGAAACAAUAGGAUCUGCUUUGAUAAGAUCUAUAAAUUUACCUUUACCUGGGGUCAUUGCCAAAUAACAGUGAAUUGGCAAGGGAAACACUCGAAUAGCAUUGUCCUGAUGCUUUAGAAUUCGUAUUAAUGUAGAAUUGUGAUCGUUUUAAAUGUAAGCAUUUAUAUAAUACAGAUACUCACAUUUUAAACAUGCCGUGCCAUAUAGAGUAUAUUGCAUAUUUGUCAUUGUGCAUUUAAGAAAUUGUGGGUUUUUGUAAUUUGCAGAAGCCUAAUGCAUCGUCACAAAUUGAAUAAUUGGAAAACACUUUUUUCUCAUGUACAAAUAUUUACCUGUGAAAGACAUUGUUGGUUAAACAUGACGUUCCAUUAUGGAUUUAAACAAUAUAUGUUGAACGUAUGCAUUUUUUUGCCGUAAAUACAAAUGAGAUGCUUAGCUAUUAAUUGCUUUCAAAUUGUCUUGUAUGCAAGAAAUAGGUCGUUCUGAAAGUGGAAUGCAGCAAACGUCAGUCACUAAUGAUGGAUGUUUAUAUGACUGCUUAUCGAUGCAGUUUGCAGCAUAUUCAUCAUUACAGAAUUGUACUAACGUAUAUUCUUUGAGAUCUGGGUGGAUAAUAAAGUAAACAUUUACAUGCACUAAAAUUGAUUUGGGUCUUUAAAAAUGGUCAGUGUUUUAAACUCCAUUUUUAAAGACUGUAAAUAUGAGUAAUGGCAUUCCUCCUGAAUUACAAUUGAAUGCGCUGCAAUUGCAAAAUAAUACAAUCCGUUUUUUGUCAUGAAUAUGAACUAUUUCUCUAAAUGGAAAUGCUUAAUAGACUUCAUAUGAAGUGUUUACAGAUAUUGGCAGGACAAUCAAGUGGGAAAUACAUUUGGCCUGAUUUACAAUAACAGUUUCUUACAGUUGUGAAAACACCAUAAUGCGACAGAGCCUGUAAAAAAUGUUAACAAAAAUGUAUUCAUUAGAACCUGAACUUUUAAGUUUUGCAAAUACUUUGUGGUAGGACUUAUGGAAUAGAUUUGGGUCAUGGUUUACGGAGCUGUUGCUGUAUUACAAUUUUACCAGUAGUUGCAUCAACUGUAAGGUAUAGGUUGAGUAUGUGGACGAUGCUCUGCAUUUCAUUUGUGGAGAACCUCAAACGUGCUCUGAUCAAGCCUCCGAUACGUACUGCCAUUUUUGUACUUUUUAAAAUAAAAAAAACAUUGUAUAGAA
Molecule: messenger RNA, 7180 nt
Organism: Petromyzon marinus (sea lamprey)
Lineage: Eukaryota; Metazoa; Chordata; Hyperoartia; Petromyzontiformes; Petromyzontidae
Gene: NF2
Product: NF2, moesin-ezrin-radixin like (MERLIN) tumor suppressor
Cellular component (GO): cytoskeleton
Molecular function (GO): actin binding
Source: RefSeq, a predicted model, not a curated record